GCAAUCACUUUUGCGCAAGAAUUGUAUCAACUAUUGAUUGGCGAUCAGCGCGUUUACAUACGUCGUAUAACGAUGCGAUCGCGACGGAGUUGCCUGCGAAGUAAAAUCGAUCCAUCAAUCCCACGUGGUUCCACGUAAAGAUACGGACGUCCAAGAGAGGAGAUGCUCCAAGGGUCGCGAAUGAUCGGCGGAAGUGCGCGAGGGAGCGGCCCGUGAGAAUCGUCCUGGUGGAUCGCGCAUACUGGGAACGUCUUCUUCGCGUUAGGAGGAUGGACAGGGGCGAUAACAAUAUUGUCGGAAGUGGUGGAAGUAGCGGAAGUGGCGGCGGUGGCGGUGGAGGCGGUGGAGGUGGCGGCGGCGGCGGAGGCGGAGGCGGCAUCGGCCUCGGCGUGGGCUGUCACGUGGGAAAUUCUGGAUCCCCGCCAAACUCCACCUCGUCGACCCACGGCACGAUGCACAACUCCUCCGGCGGGUUCGACGGCCAGACUAGUGACAGAGGAUGGGAGAUCCACCAUAUUAAGGUGACCAGAGUCCCAGGUUAUGGCUUUGGAAUAGCUGUGUCAGGAGGUUGUGAUAAUCCUCAUUUCACUAAUGGCGACCCAGCGAUCGCAAUCUCUGAUGUGCUCAAAAACGGCCCAGCUGAAGGAAAAUUACAAGUGAAUGACCGUAUUAUCUCCGCCAAUGGAAAAUCGUUGGAAGGCGCCGAUUACGCAAAAGCUGUGCAGGUUUUGCGGGAUUCUGGUUCUACCGUUUUGCUAGUUGUUAAACGAAGAGCUUUCUCGAAUUCACCCAGUUGUUUAGGCAGCGGAGUACCUCAGAGUCAUCGGCUUACACUCACACGAAACAACAAAAAAGAUGACUUCGGCAUAAUCCUGGGAUGCCGAUUGUACGUGAAGGAGGUUACGCGAGAGAAUAUUGGAGUGAAAACCGGGGACGUGUUAACCCGAAUAGGUAGCGUCGCCGCCGACAAUAUGAGUUUGAAGGAAGCUAGAAAGCUGAUGGACCAGUGUAAAGACAGACUCUCGAUUGUAAUUACGCGGGAUAACUCAUGCUGUCAUGUGCAGCAACAAGGUAAAGGGGAUAGUGGUGAAUACUUGUCGGGCGCAAGUUACAGUAGUCAGAACUUAUACGUUCCGCCACCCACGAGGCAGCCUUUAGAAGAUAAGAGUAACCUCGUGCCAAGGGGCCGCUCGCGAGGUCCGCUGAUGGACGUAUCUCUGAGCCAGCUAGAUCUACCAGCUACGCCCACUGUGGAUCCACCUAGACCACCUCCACCGAGACCGGAAGAUUAUUAUAGUACGCGUAGACAAUUGUACGAUGAAGAUUCGGUUUCGCCUCGGACGAAACAACCUAUGCCGGAUCCUCGAUUUAUUACAUUUCAAAAGGAAGGAUCCGUAGGCGUACGAUUAAGUGGUGGCAAUGAAACCGGGGUCUUUGUAACCGCAGUUCAAGCGGGAAGUCCCGCAUCGCUUCAGGGUCUUCAGCCAGGAGAUAAAAUUCUAAAGAUAAAUGAUAUGGACAUGAAAGAAGUCACGAGGGAAGAAGCUGUACUAUUCCUUCUUAGCUUACAAGAACAAAUCGAUCUUAUCGUGCAACAUCGACGUCAGGAAUAUGACCAAAUUGUUGCAUCCGGCAGAGGCGACUCUUUUCACAUAAAAACUCAUUUCCACUAUGAGCAACCACAGAAAGGUGAAAUGAGCUUUCGCAGUGGCGAUGUCUUUCAUGUGGUGGAUACUCUUCACAAUGGCGUCGUAGGAUCCUGGCAAGUUUUCCGAAUUGGACGAAACAAUCAAGAGGUACAAAAGGGUAUCAUACCUAACAAGGCUCGGGCUGAGGAACUUGCAACCGCACAGUUCAACGCUACGAAGAAAGAGAUGAGUGCUAACGAGAGCAGAGGUAGCUUCUUCAGGAGAAGAAGAAACAGUCACAGACGCUCGAAAUCUUUAGGAAGGGACCAUUGGGAUGACGUAGUGUUUUCUGAUAGCGUAAGCAAAUUUCCGGCUUACGAACGUGUGAUCUUAAGACAUCCUGGAUUUGUCAGGCCUGUCGUUCUCUUUGGACCUGUAGCCGAUCUUGCUAGGGAAAAGCUUUUAAAAGAUUUUCCUGAUAAGUUCACUUCGCCACAAAUGGAAAGUCAAAUGGAAGAUGGUACGGGGAAGAACACCAAAACAUCCGGUAUCAUUCGCCUGAGCGCUAUCAGGGAAGUGAUGGAUAGGGGCAAGCACGCGUUGCUUGACAUUACUCCGAAUGCCGUAGAUCGUUUAAAUUACGCUCAAUUUUAUCCGAUCGUCAUUUUUCUAAAGGCCGAGACGAAGCAAGUCAUCAAAGAGAUGAGAGCUGGCAUACCAAAAUCAGCGCACAAAAGCAGUAAAAAACUUUUGGAGCAGUGUCAAAAGCUUGAUAAGAUCUGGGGACACGUAUUCAGCGCGGUGAUCACUCUCAAUGCACCGGAAGCUUGGUACCGGAAGCUGAGAGAGCUCAUCGAUCGCCAACAGCAAAGUUCGCUAUGGAUGAGUCAAACCAAGCCGGAAGAAGCUCUCUCGGAUGACUUCCUAUUCCCGAUGACUUCUCGCCUCUCCUACGCUUCCUCUCCGGAGAGCGAUUUGGAGCUGAGCCCAGCGCCCGUUAUUCCUGGUACUUUGGGUCCACCAUCGCGAUUAAAAAGUAGUUCCGAUCCGAGUAUUGCUACUCAAGACGAUACUACUGCACCGCCACCGUAUUCGACGAAUUAUCAGCAAUCGUUCGAACAGCAGAAGAGAAGAUCCCAAGGAGUAGGCGAUAGCAAAUAUGGCUUCUCCUUGUCCGGUCAAAGGAGUAAUCAGUCCGGUUCGCCGGAAUAUCUGGGCAGUUCCUUCGAGCCUAGAUCUCCUCAUCAUAGUCCACCGGACCUUCCACCACGAGUUGAUCGAAAUGCGAAGCCGAUUAAUCAAACGCCACGGGGGACAAUAGGGCGAUCCGCUCAGGAACGUCUAGGAGUGAAUAAAACUGACUCAGUUCUAGAUAUGGGGAAUUACAUCAAUGCGACCCCUCACAAAGCAAAUGCUACAUCAUCUUUGGAACGAGCUCAACCGAAAGCGGGAAGUUAUGACAGUAUGUCUUCCUAUGAUUCGUACAACAAUACUAAUGGGAACGCGAACUACGGGAUGGCGAAUUUGAACACAUCGACAGGUCGUUUGGGCCCAAAUGUACCUGAUGAUCUCAAAAGCAGCAACAUACCAGCGAGAGCGCACGAUCCGUAUAGAUUCACUAGAUCUACGGUUCAGCCUGGUUCCACGCACGAUGCUCAAACGCGAACUGAUUAUGCCAAAUAUAGCCGAUCUACCGACUACAAAUCGAUACCAAUUUCACAAAACAAACCACCAGGCACUUAUAAACCGAUUCCACCUCCAAAGCCGAAGAAUUACAGGCCACCUCAAGCGUCGCUUGCACAAACGGAGAACAACGGAAACGAUGGGAGUAAUUCAUAUCAACACUCAAAGAGUUACUCUAUUGCUACGUCGCAUGUACAUAAUGGGGUAGAAAGCAACAGUAACAUGCAGCGCAACAGCGGUCAGUAUUACUACAACAUCCCGCCACCUGGUCGUCACAACGACGGCAAUAUUGUGAAUUCACAUCACAAUUUAAGUCAUCUUACGUCGCCGACACACAGUCACAGCCUCAGUCAUACGCAUUCUCACUCAAGCCCACCAGUAACCACCACGCAUUCCCACAGCAACAGUACCGGCCAAAUCAGUCUCGGUUUGCCUCAUAACCGGAACAGUACGAAUCACAAUGGAUAUAUGCACGGUAAUAAUCACGCUCCCGCAGGUCCACUCUAUCCCUCCGCUAAUCCUGGACACAAUAGGGAACCCAGCGGUCUGGACUUGGCUGGUAGCCGAGAGCAAAGAGGAAGCGCUUUCGAACUCUACCGAAAGCCGGUCCAUCAUUACAAUAUGAGUUAACGUGUAUCCUGAUGCAAGACUAAUUAUAUUAGGAUAAAUUAUCGAAUUUAUUGGAGUGUGCAGAGGAAUGAAUCGUGCAAUGUCGUAAACAUAAAUAAAAGAAGAAACGAAGUUGUGCGUUAGCUAAUACAUAAUAUUACGAAGA
Atta colombica is the source of this 4086-nucleotide messenger RNA. It is a transcript of the gene pyd, whose product is annotated as tight junction protein ZO-1. Gene Ontology annotation, cellular component: bicellular tight junction; plasma membrane. Lineage: Eukaryota; Metazoa; Arthropoda; Insecta; Hymenoptera; Formicidae. The coding region runs from base 270 to 3941 and encodes 1223 amino acids. Gene Ontology annotation, biological process: cell-cell adhesion; protein localization to cell-cell junction; cell-cell junction organization. Gene Ontology annotation, molecular function: cell adhesion molecule binding. The transcript has 17 exons. The record is from RefSeq and is a predicted model, not a curated record.